UUUAUUCCCCAUCCGUUCCACCAACCACUCGCUGCGCUUUGCUUUGUUUUGCUUUGCUUGGACUCGCCUACUUGGAUGCUUCCUUCGUGGCAUUGAGGUGUGGCUAAGACAAGAAACAGAAUUGAGACUUCAGUUCUCCCACCCAUGGAUAUCUUAGGGCAGAGUGGACUAGAUAGAAUAACCAACCUAAGGAUUUGAUAGGCCGGCCUGAAGUCAGGCCAAGGAAAACAUGAUCAAGUCAUGCUCCUGCCCGACGCGCCCACUGCAAGUUGCUAUUCACACAUAAAUUACCGGGCCAUUAGAGGCAAAUCACUAGACAAGACAAAGCCCAUAGAGUCAAGUACAAUAUGAUUAUAGUUAUUGAUGAUGUAGCCCCUCGGUGUAAGUUAUUAUAGUGUAAGAAAUCCGCUCAACAUGCGACAACGCCGUAGUUAUCAGGUUGCAAUGAAUCGGCCUCUCACUUUUGUGCGUGCAUGACUAACACUCAGUACUGACUACACUGAUGAUUGAGUGAGAGCUGAGAGGGGGAGAUAUCAGGCAAGGACCAGAGAUGGUGGGUCUCUCAAGUGCCGUGCUAUGGUGGGGAGAGUGGCAGCUGCGCAUCCUCGUGCUCAGCAGCCUCCUCGUUCAGUGGCUCCUCCUCUUCGCGUCCCUGCGUAAGCUCGCUAUCCCUUCCUGGUUCAGAUCCAUGAUAUGGCUUGCCUACAUAGGCAGCGACGCUCUGGCCAUAUACGCUCUUGCCGUCCUUUUCGGCCGUGAGAGGAGGCAAGAUUGUAACUCUGGGCAACGCAAUAGCGUUCUGGAAGUGGUGUGGGCACCAGUCCUCCUGAUGCACCUUGGCGGACAGGACGUCAUAACCGCCUACAACAUCGAAGAUAAUGAGCUAUGGACGCGGCAUGUCCUCACCGCCGUGUCGCAGAUCACCGUAGCCGUCUACGUGUUCUGCAAAUCAUGGCCAGGCGGCGACAAGAGGUUGUUGCAGGCCGCAAUCUUGUUCUUCAUCCCUGGGAUCCUCAAAUGCAUAGAGAAGCCCUGGGCUCUCAAGAGCGCCAGCAUAAACAGCCUAGUCAGCUUUUCCAGCCCCGCUCCAAGGAGGACCGCAAACAGAGAAGGCGAGAUCAGUUCGCUCGAAGACUACGUGCAAAAAGCAAGGGCUUUUGUCCAGGCUGACCCUUGUCAUCAAGCACAAGAAGGUGAUGCGGCGGACCUUGAGGCCAACAACCAUGUUCCUGAUCAAGCACAAGGAGAAGAUGAUGUGGUGGAUCUUGAGCCCGACCAUGGAUCUCAGACGCCAAGCACACAGACAAGUAGAGGCCAAGUUGAUGACUAUAAUGUGGACCUUGAGGUCUAUAAGCUAUUUGUGGACCUUGCAUCGCCCUAUCCUGAUUGACUUGGCAUCCUAAAAUCCUUUGGGUUGCUUCAUGAGAAACAAGCAUAUGUUUUGUUGCAAAAUAGGCUAUCCAACACGUUUAAUCUUUUAUACACGAAAAAGAAGAUGAUCGAGCUUUGUGAUGAAACGGGGGAACAACCAGCUAACGUACUGCCAUGGGCAGCCCUCGCCCUCUUCCACAAUAGUCACAGAGAAGCUUAUGAUGAUAACGACGUCAAGGUUACAUAUGUCUUGUUCUGCUGUACCGCAGUGUUGGAGUACUUCUGCAGGUUUUUCUCAACUAAUCAUAUUUCUUCAAAGGCUCAAAGGCAAGUCCAUUCGAGUUCUAGGACGCCUGACGGGGAUUGGGCAGUACAAUUCGUAAGAUGGGC
This is a messenger RNA of Triticum dicoccoides, 1761 nucleotides long. RefSeq lists its product as uncharacterized. The transcript has a single exon. Bases 551 to 1390 code for a protein of 279 amino acids. The record is from RefSeq and is a predicted model, not a curated record. Lineage: Eukaryota; Viridiplantae; Streptophyta; Magnoliopsida; Poales; Poaceae.